AUGUCUACGCAUGAGUGGCAAGCACCGGGUCCGGAUGAUAAAAGGUCACCAUGCCCCGCAUUAAAUACUUUAGCUAACCAUGGAUAUCUACCUCGUGGUGGAGAAAAUAUCACGGGGCAUGGUACUCCAUUAGCUUUUG
Racocetra persica is the source of this 139-nucleotide messenger RNA. NCBI's taxonomy places the organism in Eukaryota, Fungi, Glomeromycota, Glomeromycetes, Diversisporales, Gigasporaceae. The record is from the annotation of a GenBank genome assembly.